Molecule: messenger RNA, 1242 nt
Organism: Rhizopus microsporus ATCC 52813
Lineage: Eukaryota; Fungi; Mucoromycota; Mucoromycetes; Mucorales; Rhizopodaceae
Product: HCP-like protein
Exons: 3
Coding region: 1-1242 (413 amino acids)
Molecular function (GO): protein binding
Source: RefSeq, a predicted model, not a curated record
AUGUCUGCUCCUUCAUUAUCAAUCAAUCGUCAACCAAGUCCUCUACCAUCCCAACACGAAACAAGUAAAACUCCACCUGGUACUCGGACAAGCUCUGUCACCAACUUGUCAUUAAACAGCGACCAACUCUUAGAUCAUUCUCACUUAAAACCUGGCAGUAACGCUUCUUUAUUAUCUUAUGCUCAAACUAUCAACAUGUAUAGAGAAAAUGCUAAAAAGACAAAUAGCCCUGACAUACAAUGUGAUUUUGCUAUUUUUAUGGUCGAAGCAGCUAAACCUAUACCAGAGGAUGAUAGUACCCGUGCAGAAUACUUGGCAGAGGCAGAAAAGCUUCUAAAGCAACUGGCUGCCCGUGGUCAUGCAGAAUCUCAGUAUUAUUUGGGUAAUCUAUAUGCUUCUGGUCUGUUGAGUAAAAAGGGUAAACAUGAAUUCGAUAAGGCAUUCCCCCUAUUCGUUCAAGCAACCAAACACCAUCAUGCUGAUGCUGCCUACAGAGCUGCUAAAUGUUAUGAGGAUGGUUUAGGUUGUCGAAAGGACUAUGCAAAGGCUGUUCAAUUUUACAAAAAGGCUGCUACACUGAAUCAUCCUGGAGCUAUGUAUCGAUUGGGUGUGGCUGAUGUGAAUGGGGAACUAGGACUAUCAAAAAACCCAAGAGACGGCGUUAAGUGGCUCAAGAGAUCUGCUGAAGCAGUUACAGCCGAAUAUCCUCAUGCUAUUCAUGAACUCGCUCUAUUACAUGAGCGUGGUAUACCAAACGUUGUCUUUGUUGAUGUUCAGUACGCAGUAUCACUCUAUGUUCAGGCAGCCGAACUUGGAUACGCACCUUCCGCUUUCCGACUAGGUGAAUGUUAUGAAUAUGGAAAAUUAGAGUGUAAUCCAGAUCCAGCUUUAUCUAUUCACUAUUAUACAAUUGCUGCUCAACAUGGCCAUCGAGAGGCUUGCUUUGCUUUAACAGCUUGGUAUUUAGUUGGCUCACCAGGUGUCUUGCCUCAGUCAGAUGAAGAUGCUUAUUUAUGGGCUAGACGUGCUGCAGAAAAGGAACUACCAAAGGCUGAAUAUGCUGUUGGUUAUUUUACAGAAGUAGGUAUCGGUGUCCCAAAGAAUCCUGCUGAGGCCAUGGAGUGGUAUAAGAAGGCAGCUCAGCACGGUGAUAAGAGAGCUAUUCAGCGCUUGCAAGGAAAGAAUAUAGAAACAAACACCAAAAAGAAGAAUGGCUCACAAGAAGAUUGCACCAUUAUGUAA